Molecule: messenger RNA, 6642 nt
Organism: Debaryomyces hansenii CBS767
Lineage: Eukaryota; Fungi; Ascomycota; Pichiomycetes; Serinales; Debaryomycetaceae
Exons: 1
Coding region: 1-6642 (2213 amino acids)
Source: RefSeq, a predicted model, not a curated record
AUGUCACAGGAAGAAAAACAUGGGCUUUUGAACAAGUUGAAAAAGCCGUUCAGGUCCCACUCGAGAUCUUCGAGUAUAAAUUCAGAGAAGGCUCCUGGCAGUGCUGGUACUGGAACUAGCAGUGGGAGCAAAAGGGGCUCUUCAGGGGCUUCAGGAGCAACUAACGGGAGAUCGAUCGAAGAAUUAGCGUACCAAGAAGGACGCAAAAGAGCUGAAAUCGAAAGAAAGGGAGGUUCAAGCUCAGGAACAGGCUCGGGUGCAGCAUUAGGUGCUGGAGCCGGAGCUGGGGCUGGAGCAGCAGUUUCCUCCCCAUCAAGUAAAAGUUAUAUAUCAGGGCAGUCGUACGACGAUGCCGACACGGUAUUGUCAUCUCCGAAAGGACGGGUGGUUAGACAUCCGCCUAAAAUCAACAGACAACCUGUGGAUAAGGACGUGGGGGGCGACUUCGCCAACCAAAAACAGCCAAUUGACGAUAGUUUGGUGAAUACCGGGCAUUUUGGAAAUAAUGCUGGAACUGGAGCCGGUGCUGGAGCUGGAGCUGCUGGUGCCCCUGGCGUUAAUACUACUGGAACAACUACUGGAACUGGAACUGGAGCCAGUUCUAGAGGAAUUACUGGAGCCGGAGCUGGAGCUGGAACCAAGCCUGACUCUACCAAGACCGUUGGUGCUGCUACCGCUGGAGCUGUUGCAGGAGCUGCUGGAACCGCCGCAUAUGUUGGUUCUAGAGGUCAGGAGAAUAACGGAAACCAUGGUGUAAUUGAAAACGCCCACCCUUCGUACAGUGACGAUGCAAACAAAAAAGAAGGAACUGGAGUCUUCUUCGAUCCAAGAGAUACCCAAGGUGGUAUCUACGGUAAUAAUAACGGGGGUGAAAUGAGUGAAGCCACCAAGGCCGAAUUAAACAAGCAACGUAACUUGAAAACACAUCCUUCGGCUUAUUACGAAGAACAGAAGCAAAAGGAUCAACAAAAGAGUGUCGUUGAUGACAUUAAGAACAGUGCAUAUAAUGAGGGCCAAGCCCAAGGUUCGCGUGAUGCUAAGGCAGAACAAUAUCAAAAGGACCAGGCAGCUGGAGAAUCAGGUCAGGAAUCACCAUCCAAGCAUAACGAUCCUGGAUCAGAACAUGCGAAGAAUAGAUCCGCGUGGAAUAGAGAUGGUGUAACUACCGCAGCCGCUGAAGCUAAAGGACAAAGUGGUACUGAUACUUCAAAUUCGCUGUACUCUGAAAGGGGUUUAGGUACAGCAGCAGCAGGUGCUGCCGCUGGUGGUGCUGGUGGUGCUGCUCUUGCUUCUCGUUCUAACAAGAAUGCAACCGCCGAUGAUGCCUACGGUUCACGCACAGGCGCUGCUGAGGGUGCUAACAAGACUUAUAGCACUAACACUAGUGCUGUAGGUGCUGCUAAUGCCAAUGCUGACCUUUCUGACAGUGAUUACGACUACGACAGACAAAUAAAAGAAUUAGAUAGAAGAAUUGCAUCUACACAGAAAGAGAUCGACCAAGUUAAUUCUUCCGGCAGUGGUGUUUAUGGCGCUUCUGCCGGUACACCCAGUACAUCUGCUGGUAUCUCUGCUCCUGGUACUGGAGGCUCUAAACAAACUGGUCCAACGACUACCGCUGCCACCAGUGGUACAGCUGAUCACACUGCUACUAACGAUCAAGAUGACCCUUCGAACAAGGGUAUUCUUGCUGGUACAGGUAUUGCAGCUGCUAUCGCAGGAGCUGCUGGCUAUGUUGGUUUAGGAAAGCAUAAUGAAAAAUCUACUGUUGACGAUGCGUAUGGUCAGGGAGUCAAGACUGCAUCUGCUGAUACAGGUGCUUCUAAAUCAAUUUUGGAUGAAGCUUACAAGCAGGGUAUUAUUUCUGGAUCUUAUGAUGCUGGUAAAGAAUAUUUCAGAAAGGAAUCUAGUCAGAGUAAGUCGGCUGUUGGUACUAGCUCUACUGCACCUGGAACAGGUGCUUAUAAGGGCACGGAUGUGGCCACGACUGAUGUUUACCUGAAGGACACUUCAAAUACUGGAGUAUCCGCUGAAACGAAUUACACAAACGAUGAUUCAUCUAACAAGACCGGAAUUCUCGCUGGAUCAGGAAUCGCGGCAGCUAUAGCUGGUGCUGUUGGAUAUGUUGGCCUCGGAGGUAAAUCCCAUGAAAAGGAGACUGUCGAUGAAGCAUAUGAAGAAGGUUUAAAGGCGGCAUCCAGUUCGCAUAGUGCUGGUAAAGUACAUGAAACUAAACCAGAGGCAUUUGUUAAAGAUCCUAAUGCGGUUUCCAGUACAACUCGUCAAGCGGAACCUUCUUCAUCAAGUAGAGGUUCAAAUGCUGCUACUGGUGCAGCAGGUGGUGGUGUUCUUGGUACAGCGGCAGCAAUGGCAUCUAAUACUUUAGGCUUUGAUUCUGACGAUAAUGAAGAAUAUUCUGAGAACCGUGCAUUGACAAAGGAUUCUGAUUUUGAUUCUAACAGGAAUACAUAUGACCCAUCUAGCUCGACCGGCGAUGCAGAAAUUAAUGAUGAUGGAUCAGCAAAACCUGGUGUCCUUGGUGGGAUCACCGGUGCAGUUAGUGCCGUUGGUGCUGUUGCUGCUGCCAAAGUGGGAUAUGGUAGUUCAUCACCUUCUGAUAUUAUUAAUGAAGCUUAUGAAGCCGGGAGAGAGCAGGGUAAUAUAAUUAAUGAAGCUUAUGAAGCAGGUAGACAACAAGGUUCUACUGGAUCAUCUACUAGCAAAGCUGCAUAUGGAUCUAGCACUAGCUCAAAGACAUCUAGAUCUAUCGACACCCCACAAUUACAAGAUGUCGAUGACGAAGACGAAGACGACGAUGAAGAUGAAGAUGUGGCUAACACCACUACCAACUCGACAAGAUCUGGUUUAUUCGCUGGUGUAUUUGGUGGUGCGGCCGCUGCUAUGGGAUUAUCGUCACUUGACAGAUCAGAUUCCAACAGAAGCGGUAUUGAUCCAUCUAAGGUUGACAGCCAGAAGGAUACAGUUCCUAGGGAAGACCUUGCGAAGACCAAUACUGGCAAUUCAUCUGGCAGUGGUAUCUUAGGCGCUCUUGGUUUUAACAAGGGUGGCGAGACUUCUUCUCAAGGAAAUUUAAUUGAUGCUGCCGAUGAAGGUAGGGACGUCAAGUCCCUACCAAAACAUUCUGGAGAUGCUGGAGCUCUUGACUCUACCAAGCAAGACACGUCAGAUAAUGGUGAUGGUGUACAAAAGGUUCCUAACUUACCUUCCUCUGGUGCCGGUAAACCAGAAACCAAUACGGAUGAUAGUUCAAGGAAAGACACUGUACCAGAUAAGGAUUUGGCCAAAGAAGAUGUAACUGAUUCUAAGGACAGUAGUAAAUCUGGAAUGGGCAUUGGUGCCGCAGUAGGUGCAGCAGCUGGUGCUCUUGGUUAUUCUGCUAGUAAAAAUGCUACUGCUCAUAAUGAUGGUAGCUUAAUCGAUCCAGCUGCAAGAAACUAUGAAGAUGUUGCGAAGACACCUCCCCAUGGUGGAAAUUCUAAGCCUGAUAUCAAAACAUCAAAUGAAGAUGUUGAAAGAAAGUCUGAUGAUGAGCCAAAAACUUCACAAAAUUUUAGUCAAACCGAGGCAGACGUUGCCGCUUACAAUAAAAAGCAUGGAAUCACUGACGAUAAGAGAUCUUUGAUUGAAAUUGCUGAAGGUGCUUCUCCAGAAAUUAAGAAGAUGGAAGCUCACCAUGUUGCAUCGGCUGGUAAUGAAGCUGGAGAAGAAAGUGUCGCUGCCUCUGGUGACGGAGUCCAGCCUGUUCCAAAAUCUGUUCUUCAACAUCAGAAUAGGUUUAUUGCAACAGGUGGUAGAGAAGGUGACUUUAAUGAGAGUGCAGGCUCAGGCUCUCACGCCAAAGUAAGUGAACCUGAUGCCAAAAAAAAAAGUUUGACCAGUGAACUGAGCCAAUUUCUGGAAUCUGCAAGUGAUAAGUCCAGUAACAAGGGUCUCAUGGGUGCAGCUGCAGGCGCGUUAGCCGGUGCAACCGGUGCCGUAGGAUUGUCAUCAGCUUCGGAUAAGUCUAAGUCGAAUUCGAAGAAUGUUGACUCCCACUCUGGAUAUACACAAGAUAAGGGAGACAACAGAACUCAAGGACCAACCACCUCAACCAGAGACACAACUGGUGUCGCUGGUACCGGUGCUGGUGCUGCCUAUGGUGCAAGCCAAGGAUCUUCAAGUAAAAAAUCUGAUACCACCUUGAGCGAAAAGGAGCUAUACGAAUAUUAUGAGGCAGGUAUUAUCCGUGGUUCAUACGAAGCUGGCCAGAUUUCAGGUGCUGAAGAAGCUAGCUUGGCUACAUCUAAGGCCGAGCAGCAUACCGGCGCAGCUGGUGCUCGUGAACAAACAGACUCAAACUUGUCUGAUUAUGGUAGGGCUGCCGCUGGUGCCGCUGGUGCAGGUGCUUUAGGUGGUGCUGCAGGUUAUGGAUUAUCUUCAUCGGGCAAAGAUGUUAAUGCUGAUCCUUCUGCAACAGCCUAUGGUUCUGAAUCCAAGGCCCCUUUACAUGAUUCUUAUGGUCAAGGUGUCAAAGAGGGUUCCCAUUCUAAGGGAGUCGAAAAAGGCGCUUAUUCUAAGGGAGUCGAAGAAGGCGCUUAUUCUAAGGGAGUUGAACAAAGCGCGUAUGAAUCUGGUAAUAUUGAAGGUGCCAAAGAUGCAUCUACAGGUACGUCAGCAGGUAAGAGUGCUGCUGUUGGUGCCGGUGUUGGUGCUGGCACGGGUUUAGCUGCUGGAACUGCGUAUGGGGCAACUCAUGGCAAAUCCAGUAAGCAAAGUACUUUAAAUAGUAAUGAAUUAUACGCCUUCUAUGUUGCUGGAAUUAUUCAAGGCUCAUACGAAGCAGGUCAGAUAGCCGGAGCUGAAGACAUUAGUUUGGCUUCUGGUCAAGGACAAAAAUCCCAAUCUGAUGCUACCCAUGGACAUGGUCUUAGUGCCGCUACUGCAGGUGCAGUCGGCGGCGGGGCCCUUGGAGCAGGUGCUGCUGGUUUGGCAGCAAGUUCCAAGAACAAGGGUGCAGAAGAAAGUAAUUUACUUGUUGAAGUGAUUGGUGUUAAAGAUGAGCAAGCAGCAUCGAAGAUUGCUCACCAAGCAUCAAAAGAACUUAGUGCUCAAGGAGUUGACUUGACACACGGUAAAUUAGUUAUUAACACACAAACCAAAGAAGUCUAUAAGACCGAUGAUGUUAAUGAAAAGGUAGGUGAAAAUACUAACAGCCACACUGGUAGAAAUGCUUUGGCUGGUGGUGCUGUUGGUGGUGCAGCGGGAGCCGGUUUAGGUCAUUCGACUGAUAGACAAGGUGACUUUUCCUCAAGAGAAAGUCAAAAGAACCUUGAAUCGACCGAUCCAAAUGAUCACCACGAUGAACAUCAAAAGGCGAAAGAAAGAUUGUCUAAGGCAGCUAAUGCAGGUGUUUUAGGCAACGUCCAGCCUUCGGGAGUAGGAAACCAAACUCAACAUGAAAGAGAGUAUGAUCCUUCAGCCGGUCAAUCCCAAUCACAUCAUGGCUUGAAGGCUGGCGCUGCUGGCGCAGGUCUCGGUGCAGCCGGAGCGGCAGCAGCUGCAGCUGCCUAUGGUUCCCAUUCACAUGAUAGUGGUGCCAACAGAGGUUACGAAGGUGGAAUUACACCAUCUGAUAGAUCUGCCGGGAACUAUUCAACAGGAGACCAGGAUACUGCUGGUCGCACUGGUCAAGGUAUUUCUAGUCGUGAAGCUAUGGGUCCUGGUGCAACAGGCCAAGGAUUCACAACCGGCCAAUCUGGUUUAGACGCAGCAAAUACUAAGCAAUCAGAUGGUUCGGAUAUUGUGGUUACAGUUCAAGGUACUAAGGAUAAUGCCGAAGCUACCAGAAUUGCAACCGAAACUGUUGAAGCUCUUAAGAAGCAACCUUCCGUGUUAGCAGCAGUUAAGGAAUUAAGAAUUGAUGCUAAUACUGGUAUUGUUACAAAUGAGCACGGCAAGAGAAUUGAUUUAAACCCAUCAAGCGGACGUACACACCAUGAAGCUCAAAAUACAAAUUCAUCUCAAGGUAUUGGUGCUGGAUCCGCUGCUGGGUUAGGUGCCGGUGCAGCUGGAUUAGGUGCAGCCGGUGCCUAUGGUGCUCAUAAACACUCCGACAAGACAGACCAUAAUCAGCAGCUGAACACCCAAGACUCCAGAUCGGGUGCUUAUGGUGCUCAUCAAGCUGAAGCUACUGGCUAUAACAACCGUAACCUUCAACAAGGCUACCAAGACACCCAGGACUCCAGAUCGGGUGGUUCUGGUACUAAACAAGGUUAUGAGGAUGCCUACAACCAAAAUAGAUCCAGAGGCACUGAUUCUAAUGCCUCUGUUGGUUUAGGUGCCGCCGGUGCUGCCGGUGCCGCCGGUGCUUAUGGUGCUCAUAAAUAUUCCCACCAAGAUACUCAAGACUCCAGAUUGGGUAACAGAAGUGGUGACAUCUAUGAAGAUGCCUACAAUGAGGGCUAUAAGCAAGGCUCUUACAGACAAACUGGAAGUUCAGGCUACGAUUCCGCUAAUGUUGGUGGUUCAAAUUACACGUCCGCUACUCGUGGCAACGCUCCAGAUCAAGUUGCUCCAACUACAGCCUCCACCCAACCACAACAAACUGAAACUAGCGGUUUGCGUAUGCCUGGAAGUUUCUUCUAG